Messenger RNA from Gloeophyllum trabeum ATCC 11539, 1142 nucleotides. RefSeq names its product mitochondrial carrier protein. The record is from RefSeq and is a predicted model, not a curated record. Gene Ontology annotation, cellular component: mitochondrion. The transcript is spliced from 6 exons. Gene Ontology annotation, molecular function: guanine nucleotide transmembrane transporter activity. NCBI's taxonomy places the organism in Eukaryota, Fungi, Basidiomycota, Agaricomycetes, Gloeophyllales, Gloeophyllaceae. The coding region runs from base 130 to 1029 and encodes 299 amino acids.
AAAUUUUGGGCCGCACUGCUAAAUUGGCCGAUUGAGCAGUGUCGAGCUUUGCUGUACGCUCGGCUUUCUUCAGGACUCUAUCCUCUGGCACUCCUCCUCGCUCGUUCCCCGUCUCCCUGCCGGUCAGCCAUGUCUCCCCCAGUCAGCAAAAAGGGCAGCGAGUCCGGCACCGCUCGAGUCCUCGGUGCUGGAACCUCUGGUGUCGCCGAGCUGUUGAUCUUCCACCCGGUGGACACGAUCGCGAAGCGUCUCAUGAGUAACAAGCAAAAGGUCUCGCUAUCCACGCUCUCUCCCAUCAUCUUCCGCGACCAGGCCAACGCAUCCCUCGGCAAGCGCUUCUUCUCACUCUUCCCCGGGCUCGGCUAUGCAGCAGGCUACAAAAUCGCCCAGCGGAUAUACAAGUUCGGUGGGCAGCCAUGGUUCAACGACCUCAUCACGCGACACUACAAGACCGAGUUUACGAAUACGUUCGGAGAGCGCAAGGGCAAGAUGAUGAUGCAGGCGACGGCUGGGAGUUUGACGGGUAUCGGUGAAGUGGUACUGCUACCACUGGAUGCCCUCAAAAUCAAAAGACAGGUCAAUCCGGAAGCCUUCCGGGGACGAGGCGUCAUCCGGAUCUUCCUGGAGGAAGGUACGACUCUAUACCGCGGGUGGGGCUGGACAAUGGCACGAAACGCCCCUGGUAGUUUCUCACUUUUCGGCGCGUCAGCCGUAACGAAAGAGUACGUCCUCGGCGUCAAGGAUUACUCCAAGGCCACUUGGACACAAAACUUCAUCGCCUCCAUCGCGGGCGCAGUCGCGUCCAUCACCGUCGCAGCCCCGCUCGACGUCGUCAAGACGCGCAUCCAGAACGCCAACUUUGAGAACAAGGUCUCCGGCGUAGUCGUGAUCAAGGAGCUGCUGAAGAAUGAGGGCCCGCUCGCGCUGUUCAAGGGCUUGACGCCGAAGAUUCUGGUUGUCGGCCCGAAGCUUGUCUUCAGCUACACGAUUGCGCAGUCGUUGAUUCCUUGGUUUGGGAAAUAUGUGUAGAGGCUUUGAGGGUAUUGGAUAGACGUCUCGGUUCUUGCAUAUAUCACAUCUAAUAGACAUCUAAUCACCACUUACACUGACUGCCUGUCAGAGUGAAGAGAAGAGAAGCACCG